AUGGCGGCCAAACCCAACGGCGAUAAGAACGUGUUUCGGGUGCCCCCGUUCCACUACCUCCAUGUCUUGGACCAAAACACCAACGUCACCCGAGUGGAGCUGGGUCCCAUGACCUUUUAUCGCCAGGACAAUGAGGUCGUCAAGUUUGGCCCGGAAAAGAUGGUCACGGUGCCCCCGCGCCACUACUGCGUCGUGGAGAACCCCGUGGCUCGGACCAGCGAUGGCAACGUCGUGUACAUUGGCGGCACCAAGCAGGUCAAGCUGCGCCAUGCCGAGCAGGAGGUCCGCGUGGCCCAAGAUCCCUUCCCCCUCUUUCCCGGCGAGCAGCUGGCCACUCCCGUGACCCCACUCACGGUGGUCGAGACCAACUCGGCCCUUCGCCUCAAGGCCGUGCUCGACUUUGACGAUGAGACCAGCUCCGUUCAUCGCGUGGCCGGCGACGAGUGGCUCUUCGAGGGCCCCGGCACCUACAUUCCUCGCGUCGAGGUGCGCGUUGAGGAGCUCAUCAAGGCCUUUAUCAUCAUGCCCAACCAAGCCCUUCGUCUCCGCGCCCUCAAGGAAACCACUGACCGCUCCGGCACGAGCCGCGUCACUGGCGAGGAAUGGCUCGUCAAGGACACUGGUGCCUACCUGCCCGGCGUUUUCGAGGAGGUGCUGGACGUGGUCAACGCCUACGUUCUGACGGAGAAGCAGGCCCUGCACCUGCGCGCCACCCGUACCUUUGUGGAUGACCUCGGUACCACCCGCAAGACGGGCGAGGAAUGGCUCAUGACCAACGAGCACUGCGACACGCACAUUCCCUCCGUCUACUCUGAGGUGGUGGCCCUGGUCGAUAUUACCACCCUCACCAACCGUCAAUACGCCGUCAUUGUCAACCCCGUCGACGAGAAGGGUCACUCCCAACUCGGCGCCAAGAAGCUUGUCAAGGGCCCCGCCUCCUUCUUCCUCCAGCCCGGAGAGACUCUGGAGAAGGGCGUGCAGGACGUCUUUGUUCUGGGCGAGGACGAGGGCAUCAUCCUCCGUGCCGCCGAGACCUUCAAGGACACGGACCACCUCACCGGCAAGCCCGUGGAGCGCAAGCCCGGAGACCGCUGGAUGAUCCGCGGCCCUGCCGAGUACGUCCCCAGCGUCUCUGUGGAGGUGGUGACUCAGCGCAAGGCCAUCCCCCUCGACGAGAACGAGGGCAUCUACGUGCGCAACAUCACCACGGGCCAUGUCCGGGCCAUCAUGGGCAAGACCUACAUGCUGCAGGAGUGGGAAGAGCUCUGCGACAAGGAGUUGCCCGCUCAGGUGGAGGAACUCCUCAGCAACGACUAUGAUGUCGUGGCCGACCGCAACGGCAGCGGUGGUCGCCGUGGUGGGUCUGGCGGCGCCGGUGGUAACCGCAAGCGUGACAAGACUCGCGUCGUCACCUACCGUGUCCCCCACAACGCUUGCGUACAGAUUUACGACUACAAGCAGAAGCGGGCUCGUGUCUGCUAUGGCCCCGACCUGGUCAAGCUGGACUACGAUGAGCAGUUUACCGUCCUCUCCCUCUCGGGUGGCAAGCCCAAGAAGCCCCACCAAAUCAAGGCCCUGGCCCUCCUCCUGGGCCCCGACUUUGCCUCUGACAUUAUCACCAUCGAGACGUCGGACCACACUCGCCUCCAGCUUCAACUUAGCUACAACUGGCUCUUCCAGGUCAAGGACAAGUCGGACCAGAGCGAGGCCCAGCGCCUCUUCUCGGUCCCCGACUUUGUGGGUGACAUGUGCAAGGCGGUGGCUAGCCGCGUGCGUGGGGCAGUGGCCCAGGUGUCCUUUGACGACUUUCACAAGAACUCGGCCAAGAUCAUCCGCUCGGCUGUCUUUGGCGUGGAUGAGAAGGCACGUGUCCGUGACAAGGACGGCUUUGUCUUCCCGGCAAACAACCUGGCCAUCACCAGCAUUGACAUCCAGUCGGCCGAGCCCGUGGACCAGCGCACCCGCGAGGCGCUUCAAAAGUCGGUGCAGCUAGCCAUUGAAAUCACCACCAACUCGCAAGAGGCCGAGGCCCGCCACAAGGCCGAGCAUCGCGAGCAGCAGGCCAAGGGUGCUCUCGAGCGUCAAAAGAUCCAGGACGAGGCCCAGGCCGAACAGAGCCGCAAGGCCCUGCUCGAGCUCCAAGCUGAGUCGGCGGCCGUCGAGAGCACGGGUCAGGCCAAGGCCGAAGCUCAGUCGCGUGCCGAGGCCAACCGCAUUGAGGGUGAGGCCGCCGUCGCGCAGGCCAAGCUUCAGGCCGAAGCCCGCCGUAUCGAGGGUGAGGCCGAGUUGGCGCGCCUGCGCGCUGCCCGCGAGGCCGAACUCGAGUACAUCCGAGCCCAGAACGAGCUUGAGGUGGAGAAGUCCAAGCGCCUGAUGGACAUUGAAACCUCCAAGUUUGCCAACAUGGUCAGCGCAAUCACCCCGCAGACGCUGGCCGAGAUGGCUCGCGCUGGUCCCCAGAUGCAGGCCGAGCUCCUCAAGGGCCUGGGUAUCCAGAGCACUCUCAUUACCGAUGGUGCCACCCCCAUCAACCUCUUCAACACGGCCAGCGGCCUGGUUGGCGGCGCCCUUGCCAAGCCCAACUGA
Messenger RNA from Monosiga brevicollis MX1, 2586 nucleotides. RefSeq lists its product as uncharacterized. The transcript is spliced from 5 exons. Gene Ontology annotation, cellular component: cytoplasm; nucleus. Lineage: Eukaryota; Choanoflagellata; Craspedida; Salpingoecidae. The coding region runs from base 1 to 2586 and encodes 861 amino acids. The record is from RefSeq and is a predicted model, not a curated record.